Messenger RNA from Rubroshorea leprosula, 348 nucleotides. NCBI's taxonomy places the organism in Eukaryota, Viridiplantae, Streptophyta, Magnoliopsida, Malvales, Dipterocarpaceae. The record is from the annotation of a GenBank genome assembly.
CUUCCUCUCGCCUGCAAGGGGAACGUGGCUUAGGGAUAUGGUCAUAGUAGACUAAAUCCAAGGCCCUCAUAUGUCUCACAAAUUCUUACCAAAAGAGAAGGAAAAGGCACCAAUCGAGAGAUGUUGUUCUCAGGCAUAAUUAUAGGUUUGCAAGCAAAGGGAAAUUUCAUGAAGAAGUGGGAGAAGAAGAAAGAAAGGAUUCAAUUGAAGAAAUCAAAAGUUGGGGGAUGAAAUUCUUUAAGCUAUAAAUAUAGCCCAUUAAAACCAAACCCAACCCAACACCAACCCAUUUUAAUUUAAAGCCUCAAACCCAAAAGCCCAAAAACCCAAAAAACCCAAAAAAAAAAA